CCCGCGGGGAGGGGUUGCGGGGGCGUUGGGCGGCGGGGCGGUCGCCGUCCCGCCCGGGAGCGCCCCUGCUGCAUUGCAGCCGCCGCGCCGCCUCCCCGCGCACAAUGGCGACUCCGAGCCCCAGCGGCGGCUCCGGCGGCGGCAGCGGCGGCGGCCCGGGCCCGGGGGCCGCGCCGGGGCACGCGGGCACCAUGCAGGGUAAACGCAAAGCGCUGAAGUUAAAUUUUGCAAAUCCACCUUUCAAGUCCACGGCAAGAUUUACCCUAAACACUUCAGGAGUUCCUUUCCAAAAUCCACACAUUGAUGCACAAGCAACCCUGGGUACUGAUCCCAUUGUCCCGUUCAGCUCCAAAAGGAGAGAAGCGGACCUCAUCCAGACCCUUCCCAGCAGGCUGCAAGAGAGACUGAGAACACACAGCAUUGAAUCAUCAGGAAAAUUGAAGAUUUCCCCUGAGCAACAUUGGGAUUUUACAGCAGAGGACUUGAAAGACCUUGGAGAAAUUGGACGAGGCGCUUAUGGUUCUGUCAACAAAAUGGUCCACAAACCAAGUGGGCAAAUUAUGGCAGUUAAAAGAAUUCGGUCGACAGUGGAUGAAAAAGAACAGAAGCAGCUUCUGAUGGACCUUGAUGUAGUAAUGCGAAGCAGUGACUGCCCGUACAUUGUUCAGUUUUAUGGCGCGCUCUUCAGAGAGGGUGACUGUUGGAUCUGUAUGGAGCUCAUGUCUACCUCGUUUGAUAAGUUUUACAAAUAUGUAUAUAGUGUAUUAGAUGAUGUUAUUCCAGAAGAAAUCCUAGGAAAAAUCACUUUAGCUACUGUGAAAGCACUAAACCACUUAAAAGAAAACUUGAAAAUCAUUCACAGAGACAUCAAACCUUCCAAUAUUCUUCUGGACAGAAAUGGAAAUAUUAAACUCUGUGACUUUGGCAUUAGCGGACAGCUUGUGGAUUCCAUUGCCAAAACGCGGGAUGCAGGGUGCCGGCCGUACAUGGCGCCUGAAAGGAUAGAUCCCAGCGCAUCCAGGCAAGGUUAUGAUGUCCGCUCAGAUGUCUGGAGCUUGGGAAUUACAUUGUAUGAGCUGGCCACGGGGCGAUUCCCCUACCCCAAGUGGAACAGCGUGUUUGACCAGUUGACACAAGUAGUAAAAGGAGACCCACCACAGCUGAGUAACUCAGAGGAAAGGGAGUUCUCCCCAAGCUUCAUCAACUUCGUCAACUUGUGCCUUACAAAGGACGAGUCCAAAAGGCCAAAGUAUAAAGAGCUUCUGAAACAUCCCUUCAUCCUGAUGUAUGAGGAACGCACAGUGGAUGUUGCAUGCUAUGUUUGUAAAAUCCUGGAUCAAAUGCCAGCAACUCCUAGCUCUCCAAUGUACGUCGAUUGAUAUUGCUGCUACGUCAAACUCUAGAAAAAGGGCUGAGAGAAAACAAGCUGUAAAGAGUUUUCAUCACAUAUUGCAGUGUUUUUAAUGCUCGCCCAGACACCAUGUGCAAUAAGAUUGGUGUUAUUUCCAUCCUGUCUGUAUACUGUUGUCACAUAUAAAGUGCAUCCCUGUAAUACCUGAUCACACAGUGUUAGUGUUGGUCAAAGAGAGACCUCAUCUUGCUCUUUCGUGGACAUAUUCAUGAAAUGUGGAAAUAAGUACAUUUAUUUGUUGACCGUGAUUGGAUAGCACCUAAAAUUCGUUUCUAGACUCAAAAACUUCGAGACUUCUCAGCAGCUACUGGAAAGAUUUUUCUCUCAAACUCUUCCAAUUGUUGUUUCGAGUAAUAAUAAAAGCAAACAAACAAAAGUUAGGCGUUGUCUGUCUGAACAUUAAGAGACUUUGCCUGGAGGGAGAAGAACUUGCUUAACCAACGAGAUGCUUUGCCUUCUGGAGCUGGAAGGGCAAAGGAGAAUUUUAUUCUUCACAAAGUGCAAUAGAUUUACUGCUAUGAAAUUCUGUUGCUUUACAGUCGCAGUGUACUUUCUGGGGACAGUGAAAUUCCUUGUUAAAGAGAGAUCAUGUUAAAUAUAGUGAAUAUGUCUUUACCAAAAAUAUGUUGCGUUGAAAGAGGCUAACAUUAAACUAUUCAGAGAUGGGACAUGAUGUAUUCUUUCUCCUUUUACCAAGCCAGCCACUCUUCACUCUUAACUAGGUGUCCUGUAAAUUGUUACCUGGUAAGAUAAGACCUUUGACCUGAAGAAUUAUUAAACUACUCGAUUGAAUUUAACCUGCUUGUGACCUGAUUUAUAGCUGCCCAGUGCUCACCGCCGCCUGGCUUUGCUUUGACUUCAACAAGGGCUGUUCGCGAAGGCUGCUGCUGUUUUAACGAGCUGCGACUGACUGUCGGUGCCUCCUACCCAGGGUUCCUCACGUUCUGCACUGUCCCCAGCGCCUUGUCACUGAUCCCAGCCCAGUGUCCCUCACGAGACAAAGCCUCAGCGCUUCCUUCUCACCAGCAGGAUGGGGAGGAUGCCCCUCCUGGGGCUCUGUGCCCGCCCGGCUGUUGCAAAUGUCACGCUCGGCUUGGCUUGCCAGAGACCUUCACCACCUUCUGGGCGUGUUUAACCUCUUUUGUGACCUCCAGAGCUCUCAGUCCUGCACUCUGGAGAGAACCUCGCUGAGAUUGCUCGGUGCAGAUGGAGAUGUGGUGGAGAUGAGGGAGCUUCUAAUGCCUUGUGGGCUCCUAGCUGACCCAGCAGGGCCAGGCAAGCUGUCAUCUCCUGGCUCUGCUGAGCAAAAAAAACUCACAUUAAUAAUUUUUAAAAACAAUUGGCAUAUUUUUCAGGUUAAUUGUUCCUGAAAAUGUUUUUUUUUUUUCCACCAAACAUCACAGUUUUUAGGCACUUUAGCAGCACACCAGGGUUACGAUAGAGGCCUCAGGGGCUCUGAUUUCCAUUUUGAGUUCUCUAGGUGCUUGGUAGGAUUUCAUCACUGCUAAAGCAACCUCCUAAAGCUCUGCGGCAAAGCCGGACCCGGGACGCAGAGCGCUAGAGAUGUGAUAGGAUUGGAAGCAGCGGUGCUGGCAGCAUUCCCAAGGAAGGGGCUUCCCACGCCAAACCAAUGCUACCACGUGCCGACGGGGCUGAUGCAGGAGCACUGGAGACCAGCACAUCCCUGCCGAGCCGCUUGGUUGGGAAAGUGGAGCGCCAAGGCCCUGCUCCUCUGGACACCUGGUGUUUCUCCAGCCACUCGGGUGACACCGUCGCGUAAGACUUGCAGCGCUGCUCAUCUCCCGCUCGGCUGUCGGAGCUGGUUCCUCUGCCCGCUACGCUGAUGCUGAUGGGAUCCCUUGGGGCACAGCGUGGCUGGCCAGGUAGGGACGUGCAAUCCUCCUUCCUGCGUUGUGUUCCUCCAGGGCUUCUCGCCACUAAAGUCUUCUCAGAAUGAACAAGGCAGAGCUUUCUGCAGUAACUCAUCAUUCCCGAUAGCUCCCAUGAAUCACAUGGAAGGACCAGUUGAACAAGAUGCGUUGGGUAUCUAAAGCAGUGACUCUCCUCUCCCUCCAGCCCAGCAGCCUCAGGACUCCCAGCUUUUCUCAGGCUCUGCAGAUCCCUGUGGCUCACAGUCCUCUCCCCACCCUGCUGUCCCCCGUGGCGGCACCUCGGGUGCGCUGGGUCUCGUGGGUGCUGGCUGCGGGGACCGGAGACACCGAUCCAGCCAAGACAUCUCUGCCUCUGACCCCACCUUCCAGAUGCUAAAGUCUGAUUCGCAUCUCCCCGGUGACAGGGACCCCAAAAGCUCUCAGAGGGCUAACGCUGAGACGGAGCCUCCCAAGAACUAAGUUUCCCUCUGACACAAGCCUUGCUCUCCUCUUUCGACCGAGCUGGGCUCCCCGUUCUCUUUUUCCGACCCCAGCCGGAGCGUGUCUUCCACAGCCCGGCCGGCUUGUUUCAGUGGGAAACAGAACCAUGAAGCUUUGAGCUGACAAAGGUGAGGGUUGAGGUGCUGUGACGUGGG
This is a messenger RNA of Cuculus canorus (common cuckoo), 3938 nucleotides long. RefSeq names its product mitogen-activated protein kinase kinase 4 (gene MAP2K4). Lineage: Eukaryota; Metazoa; Chordata; Aves; Cuculiformes; Cuculidae. The transcript is spliced from 12 exons. Bases 105 to 1379 code for a protein of 424 amino acids. Gene Ontology annotation, molecular function: ATP binding; JUN kinase kinase activity. Gene Ontology annotation, biological process: MAPK cascade; protein phosphorylation. The record is from RefSeq and is a predicted model, not a curated record.